Belonocnema kinseyi is the source of this 1341-nucleotide messenger RNA. RefSeq lists its product as uncharacterized. The record is from RefSeq and is a predicted model, not a curated record. Lineage: Eukaryota; Metazoa; Arthropoda; Insecta; Hymenoptera; Cynipidae. Gene Ontology annotation, molecular function: catalytic activity. The coding region runs from base 1 to 1341 and encodes 446 amino acids. The transcript is spliced from 5 exons.
AUGGUAACACAGGUCCACAAAAAGAAAAAAGUAUCCCGAGCAGAUCCCCAGACAGACAAAAGAGGUGAAAUUCUAACUGAAUGGAUAGCUCAACACGAUUUCAUUAUAAGUAAUGUUGGAGAGGAACCAACAUUUGAACGGUUAAACUAUGAUUCGAUUCUUGACCUAACAUUCGCCACGGCAAACAUUGGAAGGAAGAUUGCGGAUUGGGAAGUAUCCAAAAGAGAGACCCUUAGCGAUCACAAUUAUAUCACCUUCACGAUAGAAGACCAACCCCGUUGUAAUAGAAGAACAAAAACAACUAAAGUUUGGAAUCCUAAGAAGAUUGAUAUAGAAAAAACACAGAAAGCCCUAAAAGAGGUAGUGAUAAACGACACUACGACAUCGGCUGAAGAAUUCUCAAAUAAAAUGAGAAAUGUUUGUGACGCUUGCAUGCCAAAAUCUAAAUCAGUUAAGUGGGGACAGCCUAUGUACUUGUGGAACCAGGAAAUAGCUGCUAUUCGAGAAAUCUGCAUCCAUAUUAGAAGAAAAUAUACGAGAGCCGCAAAAAAAGGAGGCUGGUCUAUAAUCUGUGACGAAGUGGAUAGGAAUGUUUGGGGAAAGGGAUACCAAAUAGUCAAGAAAAGACUUCAGGGUUACCCACCUAAACCUCAGCUAACCAUGACCGCCACAGAAGAGGUAAUAAGACACCUCUUUCCAAUACAUGACCUGGUACACUUCGAGCACGCAGGUCCCUCAGAAUUUCCAUUGUUCACGAAAGAAGAGCUCUGGUCGGCAAGCAGGAAAAUGAAAUGCAAUAAAGCACCAGGUCCAGGAAAUGUUCCAACGGAAAUUAUAAAGCAGGCUGCGGAAUUUCGACCGGAAUAUGUGAUAAGUGUGUACAACAGGCUUGCACACGGAUUCAGAGAGGGUCGUCAGACUGUGGACGCUAUCAAAGAGAUCGUGAGAAUAGCGGACGAGGCAGCUGCCUACUCGAAACAAUGCCGACAUAUGUGUGCCCUAAUAACACUAGACGUCAAAAAUGCCUUUAACAGUGCCUCGUGGCAAGUUAUCCUGGAAAGCCUACGAAAAAGAGGUAUAGAGGAAAACCUCAUAGAUUUGGUAGCUUCAUAUCUCUCUGACCGGGUUUUGAUAUUCGACGCUGAGGACAAGAUCAGGGCCAGAGACGUAAACAGUGGCGUCCCACAAGGUUUAGUUCUAGGCCCAACCCUCUGGAAUACCCAAUACGACGAUCUCUUAAGACUUGAACUUCCAAAAGGAGUCGUACUGGUCGGAUUCGCUGAUGAUAUUGCUAUGUGUAUAAUACACUUACGUUGCGUAUCCUUCAUAAAUCGAGCAUAG